Messenger RNA from Anneissia japonica, 2792 nucleotides. Its product is annotated as E3 ubiquitin-protein ligase RNF185-like. The transcript is spliced from 5 exons. Gene Ontology annotation, biological process: ubiquitin-dependent protein catabolic process. Lineage: Eukaryota; Metazoa; Echinodermata; Crinoidea; Comatulida; Comatulidae. Gene Ontology annotation, cellular component: endoplasmic reticulum. The record is from RefSeq and is a predicted model, not a curated record. Gene Ontology annotation, molecular function: metal ion binding; ubiquitin protein ligase activity; ubiquitin-like protein conjugating enzyme binding. Bases 176 to 799 code for a protein of 207 amino acids.
CAUAAAGAUCGCUAGUUGGGGUUGUGUUGUUUUUUUUUCGACAUAAAAAUACGUGUAUUAACAAGUAAAGAUGACGAAAUACCACUAAUAAGUUUAUAGUAAUUAACAUAGUUUGUCUAUAGAAAGGUUUUAUCGUUUUCAAUCGCCGAUACGUGGUAAGGAACGAUUGGAAAAAAUGAGUGAAUCUUCAGGCCCCGAAUCAAGAACGGGUACGACUGCCGAUGACACUUCUGGGGCAGCGGAGGGACCCACUCCGUCUACAUCGACAGAUGCUAGGGGUGGUGGUGGGCCUGGCGGAGCAAUACCGCCAGAGGAUGGUGCUUAUGAGUGCAAUAUAUGCCUUGAUACCGCAAAGGAUGCAGUAGUUAGUUUAUGUGGCCAUUUAUUCUGUUGGCCAUGUUUACACCAGUGGUUAGAAACUAGACCAAACAGGCAAGUGUGCCCUGUGUGUAAAGCUGGUAUAAGUAAAGAUAAAGUAAUACCAAUAUAUGGGAGAGGGAACACAGGUAAACAAGACCCAAGAGAAAAGCUUCCACCUCGGCCAGCAGGGCAAAGACCAGAACCAGAAACACAAGGUCCUUUUAAUGGGUUUGGGUUUGGAGAUGGGAAUUUUCAGAUGUCGUUUGGUAUUGGUGCUUUUCCAUUUGGUCUAUUUGCAACAGCAUUCAACUUCGGUGAUGGAAGGUUUGGUGGAAGACACGGGCAAGGAGUACAGCCACAGAAUCCAGAAGAACAGUUCCUUAGUAAAGUUUUCCUGUGGGUUGCUUUGUUAUUUAUGAUUUGGUUGUUUAUAGCAUAGCUUAGAUGUGUAGAUUUUGAGAUAACCACCCUACAGAGCAUUUGUUACUAAUUAGUACACAUACUGUAUACCGAAGUAUUAGAAUAAAUGCCCCUUUCAUAAAUGCCCCCUCUAGAGCCUCAUUUGGAAUAAACGCCCCAGGCGUUUAUAUUUUUCUUCGAAUAAAUGCCCCCCUGAAUGACUAAACAAAUCUAAUGGAAGCAACAUCAUUCUCAACACAUUCUAUUAAUGUUCUACCCUAGGAGAAAUACAGUUUUCUAACCUGGUUUGGAUCAAUAAGUCUUUAUUUAUGAUCAUGCAAUAACACUUCGAAAGAUUUCGAAGGUGAACUUCUUACAUUUUGAAAGCAAAUUAUGUGUUCAACAUUUACAGAAAAAUUAGGGGGCAUUUAUUUGAGUAUAUACAUGUCAAUGUUACACCAAAAAAAAUAAACGCUCCCUCAAAAACACUUCUCAACAAUAAACUUACACCCCGGGGCGUUUAUUCAAAUAGAUACGGUAAAUGUUUUGUUUCCUUCUUCAAUCAUGAUAUGCAGUUAUUAAGCUGGGCCCACAGUGCAUCCGUCAACUUGGGGGUGGUGAGUGAGGAGGAGAGACAGGCUACUCGGGGGAACAAGCAUUUUUAGAGGGAGUGGUAGAUAUGCCGCUGUCGUAGAAAAAUUGGGUACUUGGUAGGAGGUGAAUGAUUUGGAAUGAAAUUAGGCAAUGCAUGACAAGGAAGACUCCCCAGGUAGUGCAGGAUACUGUAUUCUACUUUUUACCUAGUAUCCCAUGACAAAAAGUACUUUGUCUACUGCCAGGUAAGGCAAGACAUUUUCAUACCUUGUUUAGUGAACUUGCCAUCUGCCAAUGAUGAUUUCGAAUUAAAAUAAAAUUUUAUUUUUUGCCUAUUAGCGCAAACCACCGCCACAAAGAAAUUGAAAUUUCAGAAAAAAAUAAAAGCUUGUCUUUAUCUUUAUUACGAUAAGAUACUGUAUGUAUAUUUCUUUUUAAUUAUAUAAAUUUAAAGCAUUUAACCAUCCCAUUACUACAUUGUUUACAUUCACCAAUAAAUUUUAUUUUCUCUUCCGUCUCCAUUAUACUGUAUUUAUUUUUCUGCUCUCAUGUGACGAUCUUUAAAAAAAUAAGUUUGCGAAACACGGCAUAAAAACAAGUCUUGUCUAAAUUAUCAUAAAGUAAAUACAAAAAUAUUUACAGUAAUUUCAUAGGAAGUGAAUCAAUGUUUAAUAGUAAUAUAUUGAAGUGGGUUUUUGAGAUUUUUUAUUCAUUAAGUGAAUGUAUAUAAUUAUAUAAAUAAUAAAACAGUGGAAUUGGUGAAUACUGCAAAUAUGUGAGGUAGUGUUGUAAUACAGUACCAGUGAUAUAGGAAUAAGCUCAAUUUGUCAAGAAAUAGUUUAUUCAAAAUGUUUCAACUAAAGGGUUAAGUUUAGUUUUGCAUAAGUAAAUGACGGAAACAAUUUAAUGAAGUAUGGGAACAAAUUAACGUCUACUUUUACUGAUUUAAAAAUGUAUUAUAGAAAUUAAGGGUGUUAUCAUAUAAGAUAAAGAGCUCUUUUUAUGUUACAAUUUAUUCCAUUGUUUGGCAUGUGAACUAUUAAAUUGAUAUGUAAUUUAGUCUAUUCUUUAUUGGAAGGAAAUAAUUAUGUUACAUGAGAAACAUCAGCAUACAUUCAUUAAGUUGUCAACUGACAGGACUUCAACUUCAAUGACAUUAAUUCUUCGUUGGAAAUCAGAAAUUCAGGCCUGGGCUCCCGGAGAUCUGCAGCACCUACUGUGCCAUGUGACACAAUGCCUAUGAGGGUUGUUUGAGGAGCCAAGCAAUCAAAUUAAAACCCAACAGUGGCCAGGUUUGAGCUAGGGUCUUCAGCACAAGAAACAGAAACAAUACCUCUCAGCACUCAACCAGUCUUUUAUGAAUAUGGGAUUAAAAUAUUUAUAGAGAUGAAAGGACAAAUCAAUUAUUUCCAUUGCAAUAAAUACAAACACAAAUGGUA